ACGAAAAGUAUCCUGGCCUGGACUAACUCACUGGCACUGGCAGUUGUUUCAUUUGUCUUCACUGGCUCGGUCAGUUUGGACCAGAAUCGGGUAACUCGCGGCUAGUCGUAAAACCAGCUCUUAAUAUUCGAGACGAAAGCAAUAUCGCUUCUCGUUUAUCUCGUUAACGGAAGUUAGAACGAUAUCGAGUAGAAGUUUCGUUGUAUGAUUUCCUAACAAGAGAAACUGCUUUUGUUUCAAUUAUUUGAUACGAUAAAAUUAACAUUCAAAUCUUUGUUGAAGACAUGGGUAUCAAUCCGAUGAAGUGGAAAACUAGAAACGUACUAUAUACUAUGUUAACGCUGUUAAUCUUUUACGUAUUAUUUCUAUACAAGAGGAAACAACACGUGCUGUUCGAAGAUAUAAUAAAGGACUCGAAUCCUAUACACGUAUGGGAAUUUAUGGCGGAUUUUAGUAACAUGAAAAAGUUAAAUCCGACGAUAGAAGAGUUUAACAUCAUUUCAGAAAGUGGUAAUUACGAUCAUUGGAAAUAUUCGGUUGAAUACACGGAACAUUUGAGUCACAUACCGAUCAUUCGAAACACAGCGAUAGGAAACUAUGCCGUACAUCGAGAUAAAAAUGGAUAUUUGAUUACCUCGAAACAUCUGACUUGCUUCUUUCCCAAGAUCGGUUGUCUGGAAUCGAUCUCGCAAUUCAGAUUCGAUCGAGACGGAAUCGAAGAUACUAAAUAUAUCGAAACUGUCCAAUACGAGUGUCCUAUCGCAUUCUCGCCUUUAUGCUACCGAGAAGUUAUGUAUCAACGAGAAGAAAUUGCGAAGAGAUUAAAAAAACGCUUCUCGAGUAAAAAUGAUAAAUAAACGUCUACUUGAACCGAUUACUCGAAACAUA
Molecule: messenger RNA, 888 nt
Organism: Ceratina calcarata
Lineage: Eukaryota; Metazoa; Arthropoda; Insecta; Hymenoptera; Apidae
Exons: 4
Coding region: 285-857 (190 amino acids)
Source: RefSeq, a predicted model, not a curated record